Molecule: messenger RNA, 786 nt
Organism: Melanaphis sacchari
Lineage: Eukaryota; Metazoa; Arthropoda; Insecta; Hemiptera; Aphididae
Exons: 3
Coding region: 133-558 (141 amino acids)
Source: RefSeq, a predicted model, not a curated record
ACAGCGACACAAACUAGUAAACUACUUAUUGAUCUUUUGUCGUUCGUGUUAUAAUUUUCGCCGACCAUUUUGUGUUUUCGUCUUUUUGACAUAAGUUGUGUAUUGUGUUUCGAUACUAUAUUCCGCAUAAUAAUGUCUAGAGCUAAGCUUAAUUCAUUAUUACUUGGCAACAGAUUUGGUUCUGAUUCUGAUGAAGACCAAAAAGGUGAUGAUGACGCUCGAAAAAAUGUAUACUUUACAGCUUAUAGUGACCCGGAGUUUAUCAGAAAAUUUCUUCUGAAAAAAACAUCGGUGCUGCGCAUUCUCAAGGAAAUAUCCGAUGACAUACUAUUCUUUACAGCAAGUACUGAUCCUAAUACUCCAAUGACACAGUUUCUGUUGACCCUUCGUUUUUUUGCUACUGGGAGUUUUGCAGUUACAGUUGCUGAUUUCGAUGGCAUGAGUGUUGAAACUGCUGUGAAGAUUGUAAAACGUGUGAGCAAUGCGUUGACCUUGAAUUAUGAUGGCAUUAUCAAGCCAAAAACACCCGUAGGUGCGAAAAACUCUGAUGAACCAUAAUAUUAACACAGUCGUCUUCAAAAAACUAUUGAUAAAAGGCAGAAUCCGAUUUCAAUUCUUAUUCAAUAUCUUUAAUUUUAAUACUUUUGUUUUAAAGAGAUGGUGUUAAACAUUUUCUCUACUUACUCUUUUCUUAAUAUUAUAUCACCACUGUAGAUUACAAAAUUGAUACAUUAAUGUCUUCACAAUAUGUCAAUAUCAAAAUAAAAUAAAAUUUCAGGCAAAUAA